CAUUGUUUUGUACGCGUGCUGUAAGAACCCGGAAGUUUCAGUCUGUACCUUGCAGAGUGACAGUGAUUAGAGAGCCUGUGACAUCUCUGAAGUGUGGAGCACUUCUUGCCUGGAUGUCAUGUGGCGGCCGCACGCUUUCUGGUGCUCUGUGAAGUCGGCAUUCCGCAGGGAUAACGAGCCGCCUUACCUUAACGAUACCAGUGGCUUUGACCUGUCAGAUGAAACUGCUGAAGAAGAGCCCCCUCGAUUUAAUAAGCUGCGGGUACUAGUAGCGGACGAGGCACCGGCUGCAAAUGGGGGACACACUGCUCUAUCCGUGGACGACGAGUCUCUUUUGGAUCGAAACCCUUUGCAGACCUCAUCCGAACAUUGCGAAAACUGCAACAAGGAGCGGGAGAAGCGCAAACAGAGCAAGGUGAAGCGGAGGCUGGGACUGGCAGCUAUACUUUACUUUCUCUUCAUGGUGGGGGAACUUGUGGGUGGAUAUGUUGCAAACAGCCUUGCAAUCAUGACUGAUGCUCUCCAUAUGCUUUCUGACCUGAGUAGUAUUAUACUGACCUUGCUUGCCUUGUGGCUGUCUGCAAAGUCUCCAACCAAGCGUUUCACCUUUGGAUUUCAUCGAUUUGAAGUUUUAUCAGCAAUUAUCAGUGUUUUAAUGGUGUACAUACUCACAGGCUUUUUGUUGUAUGAAGCAAUUCAACGUACAAUAAAUACGGAAUAUAACAUUAAUGGAGAUGUAAUGCUCAUAACAGCAGCGGUCGGAGUUGCUGUAAACCUCAUAAUGGGAUUUUUAUUGAAUCAGACAGGUCACCCACAUUCUCACUCUCAUGGUCCUGCAACAGACUCGCUCCCCAGUUCUCAUGGGCAUAGCCACGGGAGUCUGGCAGUGAGAGCUGCCUUCGUACAUGCACUGGGAGAUCUUGCACAGAGUGUUGGUGUACUUAUCGCUGCUUACAUUAUUCGAUUCAAGCCAGAAUACAAAAUUGCAGACCCAAUCUGUACCUACAUAUUUUCAGGACUUGUUUUUGUUACUACUCUAAAGUUAUUAAGAGACACUAGCCUGAUAAUACUUGAAGGAGCUCCAAAGCAUCUGAAUGUCGAUCAAAUUAAAGAGGACUUGAUGAAAAUAGACGAUGUGUAUUCAGUAGAAGACAUUAAUGUCUGGUUGCUCACAACUGGAAAAUCCUCAGCCAUAAUACGUUUACAGCUAAACCCUGAUUCUUCAUCAAAGUGGGAAGAAGUACAGAACAAGGCCAGACAUUUGCUGCUUAAUAGAUACCGAAUAUAUAAGUGCUUUAUCCAGAUGCAAAGCUUCAGGCAAGAAGAGAACACUUGUGCUAACUGUGCCAGUGCCUAAGUACAGUGGACAAAUGCCUUACGACUUAAACACCAGGUCUAAAAGACAUCAAUAGCAAUAUUGUUAAGUGGAGUUUUCACUAUAUAUUUCUAAAAAGAAGCACACCCUAUUUCAAUGGAAUAAGUUAUAUGUUAAAAAAAAAUACCUUCAGCAAAGAUUUUAGACCAAUUUUGAACGUGUUUACAGAUUUCAGCAAGUUUGCACAUGCCUCUGUUUGGACUAAUAUAAUAUAGCACAUAAAGCCCACAGUGAGGGUCCAAAGUACACUAUUUUGAAUACAUUAUUUAAAACUUAAUUUUAGGAAACUAAGUUUUAAAUGUAUAUUGUUUGAAAAGCUAAAUGGGAACUUUUUAUUUCCAUAAAACUUCCUUUUUAUCGUAUAGCCAGAAAUGGGAUCAUUUAAAAAAAAAAAGACAAAGUAAUGAGCGCAAAAAGAUUAGCUUGCCUCAAUGCAAACAUUUUAAAACUGACAAGUUUUUAAAACCAUAUUUGUUUCUCUUCAAUUCUAAGUCAUAUGUUUGCAGGACUUCAGUGCACCUUAAAGUUUAGAGUUAAAAGUAUUGAUGAAAACAAAGUCACAGACCACUACCAUUUAGGGCUGCAUUAAAGCCCAAUGCCUAUGUCUCUGAGACAUUACAACAUUGUAAGUUCAUUCUGUUUACAUCAAGCUUCCAGAUUGUUUUGAAUUUGUUUUUGUAUUUCUUAUUUUGUUCAGCUGGGCCUUUAGCAGUAAGCCUUAAAGCGAUAUUUUCUGCAAAAAUGAUAAUGAAUUACUGACUCUAGCUAACCUUUGUUUAAACACAUAUGUAAAGUCCCAAGCAGCAAACCACUGGUGAGCAGUUGCACUACCCAAUAAUCACUGGGUCGGUUUUGCUCAGUAACUGCAGUGUUUGAGGCUCAGGAAUAGAAAUGUAUCUGUGUAUUUAACCUAUUUUGCAGCAGAUCACAGAGUUAGCUAGGGCCAAUAAAGCUCUAAACAAAUUAGCUUGCGUCAUUUUUGAAUGAGAAUGUCCCUUUUAAGUACGUUUGUACUAAACCAAAACACUUAAUGAUCUGGCUUAAUAAUUGCAAUUGAGUCCAUUUACUAAGAUUACACACUCCAUAUCAGUGUUUUUGCCAAUUCUUUUCGGCUAACAUAUUUAAAUUAGCAAGGCUACCGUGCCAACUGUCGUUAUGGUAUUCUCAUUGAAGAGUUAUUGGGAACAUGAAGCAAUUCUAUCCUCUAUCCAGUGUUUUACACAUAUUUGCAACUGCCAGAUUUAGAUUAUAUUUUUUUACGAAAAACACUUAGUUGUAGUAAAUGUGCUUUUCAAGCUACUGUAAUUAUUAAAAAAAAAAUGUAUUAAAGAAAUGACCGGAUCAGCAUUUCCUUCAAAUGCAUAUAUUUAUAAACACUAUUAAUUUUAUGAUAACAGUACAGUUUUGUUUUUUUAUAUAAUAAAUAUAUAUACACAUACACACUUGGUACUAAGAAUAUUUGUAUUACUCUGGAAUGCCAACACCAUAGAUUACCAAAAAAAUAAAUGCCUACAGUGUUUUCAACUGCAUACAUUUAAACGUGAAGUUGUUUGCAAUGUUAUUUAACUGCAAGAUGUUCCCAAAUUCUAAUUAUAAAUACUUUUUUUUUUUAAAGUUAAUGUGACCAUUAUUUACAAAAGUUGUAUGUAUAUAUUUAAAAUUGUAGAGCUCUCCAAGUUUUGACAGCAUUCAAAUUAAAUUUUGUGCAACUAUCUUUAUGGACUGAAUACAGGUAUGAGAUGACUCAGUCAUACAUAUUUGGAUAUUUUGCUUAAUAGUCUCCCCCCCCCCCCCCCAAAAAAAAAAAAAUGGCUGCUUACAAAUGUAUGUUUAAUGACUUUCAGCUUUUUAUUAGGAAAAAAAUAGAUACAUAUUUCUGUAACAAUUAUAAUAUUCCAUUUACAAUGCUGUGAUAAAGUAUUUAUUACAAAAUAAACUACUUUUAUUUACUGUAUAAUGAUUGAAAUGGUACAAAGAUGAUAAAAUAAAAACAGAUUUAAAAUUAA
Molecule: messenger RNA, 3381 nt
Organism: Bombina bombina (fire-bellied toad)
Lineage: Eukaryota; Metazoa; Chordata; Amphibia; Anura; Bombinatoridae
Gene: SLC30A4
Product: solute carrier family 30 member 4
Exons: 7
Coding region: 119-1357 (412 amino acids)
Biological process (GO): zinc ion transmembrane transport; response to zinc ion
Cellular component (GO): plasma membrane
Molecular function (GO): zinc ion transmembrane transporter activity
Source: RefSeq, a predicted model, not a curated record